Dermacentor albipictus is the source of this 8480-nucleotide messenger RNA. RefSeq lists its product as uncharacterized. The record is from RefSeq and is a predicted model, not a curated record. NCBI's taxonomy places the organism in Eukaryota, Metazoa, Arthropoda, Arachnida, Ixodida, Ixodidae.
CACAAGACAAGACAAGGCAAACGCUGGGUGAGGUGGGCCGCUGCCAUGGCCGACGAUCCGUGCGGCGAACGCGAGGACCAGCGGGCCGGCAGCAGCGAGGUGACCAUCCGGCACCAGGUGUCGCUGAGCGUGAGACCGGCCGCCGCGUCGCUGCAGGAUGAAGCGGCGCUGCUCGCACAGCUGGACCCCGGGCCCGGCUGGCCCCAGCUCUCGGAUUACGCCUGCUCCGACCUGAGCUUCGAUGGCGCCGGGCCCCCGCCACUGGCGGCCACCGACAUGGGGCUGCUCGAAGGGAGGAACGAGGCGCCGCGACUCGUCGCUCGUACGGCCGACCGCGACGACAAGAGCGUCCCCGUCGCGCAGUGCGCUUCGUCAAGCGCCGCUGGCUCGAUCGCGAUCCAGAUCGAAGAAGCGAGGGACUUCUCCCGCAAGCAGUGCCACAAGUACACGGCCAUUCGUCCCGCAGUUUCCGGCCAGUGGUCCUUCGAAACGCGUCAGGUGACCGGAUCGCCCGCGGGCUCGGUCAAGGUGCACUGGGUCUCGAGCAAGACGGAAAGCGCCGCCGCCGACGGCCCGCUUCCCGACGCGGCGACGGCAGCGGAAGCCUCGGGCGACGCGACGCACGACGACGCAGCACGACGAGACGGAGAGGAAGCCAACGGAGGAGGAGGGGCCGUGGCGGCCAAAGCAGUCCACUCCAGGGUCAACAUGCUGGCUUCCACGUCUCCCGCGGCCGCGCGUAACAACGCCACGACUGCGACGGCGGAGGCCCUGGCGGGGGCGCAGUCGGGCUCUUCGAUCUUCGAGCCGAGACCCAAGGAGUCGCUGGGCGACGUGAACAUCCGCGUGAGGGCGACCGGACACCAGUCGUCGGAGGGCAAGGAGGAGUUCGAGGUGGGGGUCGCCUCGUCCAGGAGUCGCGCCAGCAUCCACCUGGAAGGGCAGAUCCUCACCGCCACGUCCAGCAAGGCGAACCUCGUUCACGAUUUCAAGAUGGCCGCCGUCGGCAACCCCCAUCGGGUGCGCGACGUGGCACCGCCAUCGGAAGAACGUGACACCAACUGUCCGCCGCACAUGGGACCUCUGUCGAGCCCCGCGGCUACGGCGAAGACGGAACAGGGUGGCGAUGACGUAAAGAGUCAGCCGAGCCCCGCGGCUACGGCGAAGACGGAACAGGGUGGCGAUGACGUAAAGAGUCAGCCGAGCCCCGCGGCUACGGCGAAGACGGAACAGGGUGGCGAUGACGUAAAGAGUCAGCCGAGCCCCGCGGCGACGGCGAAGACGGAACAGGGUGGCGAUGACGUAAAGAGUCAUCCGAGCACCGCGGCUAGGGCCACGACGGAACAGGGUGGCCAUCACGUAAAGAGUCAGGCACCCGCUCCCGCGGAGCCUCCGGCGCCCGAGAGUCAACCGGCAGACCGGGUGCCACCGUUGCAGAAGAACGUCGAAUGCGAACGCGUCGCUGGCCGGGAAACGUUCCGCGCUGCCGUAGUUCCCGAAGCGAACGUUCCUAGCCUGGGAUGCCUGACCAAGGUAUUGAGCGUCGCGCGUAACGAUCAGGAUGGUGGCCUGGCGAGUCAGUACGGCUUGGGAGACAACCAGACCGGCGGUCCUAUCCUGCGCCAGUUGUCAGUCGACGAGAGCGACGAACCGGCGGGUACCGCGGUCGCGUCGUCUCGGAGUCGCCGCUUGGGAGAAGCCAAAACUGUACGGUACGCUGCGUCGUCGGAACGACUGCACAAGAUAUCAAGGGCCAGCGCCCGGUCGGGGCUGAGGGAAGAAUUCCUCUUUUCGGCCACGACAGUUGGCUUUAGCGAAAAAGAGCGUCAGACCCUGCCGCCCGUGCGCGAAUCGGGCAUGUCCUCCUCGUCGCGUGUCCACCUGCGCCCCACGAGCCGGUUCUCUGAGUUCGGCCUUUCGGCGACGACUUUCGGCCUCACGGACAGGGACCGUCGUGCUAUAGCACCUAGCCACUCACUGGACAAACGUCGGAGCGGCAAUCGUUUGUCACGUGACCGCACGCGAUCCACGAGCCGGUUGGAUGAAUUCGGCUUUUCUGCGACGACUAUCGGCCUCACGGACAAGGAUCGUCGAGCUAUAGCGUCUAGCCAGUCCCUGGACAAGCGCUCCAGUAUCAAUCGUUCCAAACGCAGCCAGCCUGACUUCAAGUCCUCCUCCAAGAAGAGCCUGCAUGACUGCAUCAGCCCAAGUCACGAGGUUAGACGAGAGUUUGGUUUUUCAGCGACAACAAUCGGCCUCACUGACAGAGACGUGCAAAACUUGCCCUCUUCGAGAGACAGGUUUCGAGCGUCUGAAACUGCAGUACCUCAGGAGGCCUCGGCCAAUGACGCAAGUCGUCAAUCUUCAAGAACUGCGUAUGGUUUUGCGGAAAGACGAUCUGGGGAAUUUCUCCCAGUCAGGAGCGUCAGCCACUUGGUGCCGCGUUCCAGUAGAUCGUCCGUACUACUUCCACCGUCAACCAUGGAAGGCCUCAUCAUUCAAAACCUACCGCAAAAUGAAAAUGGAGGAAGCAGCCGAUGCGUUUUUGUCGGUGAUCUAGACACAGAAAGCAAUGCAGCGGGCAUAUCGAAGCUGAAUGUUUCUAGCGAAAUGCUACAAAGCACGACGCGACCGUUACUUUCCGUUAUCGAUGAAGAAGAGAGCACCACAGAUAUCGACGUCGACGGAAUCGUCCUGCGAAGAAAUGCUCGGCGGACGCUUAAAGUUACACCUUCCAGGGAACUCUUUGGCUCCAUCGAAGGGUCAAGAUCAUUCGACAAUUCUAAUCCCGCCACGUACAACAGUUCGAACCAGCCCGGGCAACCAAUAGGUAGCUUUUACGAGGAGAGACUUCAAGACCCGCUGCAUUUGGUCGGUUCCUCAUUCGAGUCACCGCGAAACAGGGCAAGUACAGUCCGAUUUUUAGAGAAUACUGCAGUGUCACACUGGGUUCCGGGCGCCGCUCAAAACCCUUCUUCCGUAGAGUUUCAAGGACACCGGGGACAGAGCGCCACGACCUUCCCUUCUGCCCACUCAAUGAUGGACUUUGAAACUGCCUACGAGACAGCACACAACUCCAGCGAAGCUCAGUCGCCAUUACCCGCGCUUGCUAUGUCAAGGCUUGGAGCUGUUAGCGUGUCGUCCAGCAGUUCGUUGGAGGUAGACGGUGUUCACGUUAACCAAGCGGCGCAGUUCCACACCAAGUCUGAGACAUCCGCGGGUCCUGCAAGUGCCCUCGGCAUUCCAGCACCCAACGGGAUAUUACGAAACACUGGCGAUGCUUUGGGGUCAAACUUUGGAAAUAAGCACUUCGCUCGCACAGCUGCAAUGGGUAGCCAGCUGUAUUUCAACGAAGAUAAUAGCAAUUUCCUUGCAGAUCAGCAAACCCCAUUGGGUCCAGACGGCUCGACGGCAGCACCAGGUACCGGAAGAGCCGAGCAAGUCUUGGGGCCACCUUACAGGGGGCAAUUUGGCUAUCACGCUGGUGCCGAGGAUUGGUUGCCUUACGGCCGCUAUUGUGAGCCUCCCGUGUACCAGGAACUCGGUGCCACGACAUGUGGUGCUUUUCAAGCCUCAUUCAGUGCCCCUAAGCCUCCAUUACGCGUGCCUUACCCGAUAAAUCCUGGUGUCGAAGCCAUCGUCGCGCCGGCAACCGGUGGGGUUCCUCGAACGCCGUUGGCUCGGCGCAGAUCGCCCGAAUUCGCGGGCGGACAGCUUCCGUACGGCAGACUGAGGCUUUCCACAGCAGGUGCGACGAGAAAAAGUCGUCGCGUCGAGGACGUCUACCGACAGCACGACGUUCCGUACGCAGGGCCGAGAACCACAGUAUCGGCGCAACAGAACGUCAGAGUGGGUCAAGCGUACGGAUCGCGCUCCAGACCACGCGCUAGACGAAGCGUGUCUCCCGCCCGCAGGAUGACGCAUGCAUUUCAGCAACGGCCUUACACCCCAGCAAAUUUGCAGGGUCAGUACUGGGGAAACACGUAUGUUCCCAGCGUUGCUAACUCGUGGCACGGUGGUUGCUACGAGAAUCCGGCGUUCGAGCCAGUGCCCGCCCCAUUCCUAGAUACCGUGCCUGCGUCUCCGACUAGCGAAGCAACAGGCUGGUGGAUACCAGAUCAGGAGUACCGGAGGAGGAGGAAGAAAGCAGUUCUUCGUGUAGAAAGCGUGAGCACGUUCGAGAGUCACGAGAACGCCAACGAACCGCGUGCGCCGAGCGUACGGUCUCCGGCAGUUUAUAGGAAACGAUCAUCGCAGGAAAAGAUCACGUCUGCGAAGACAGUGCAGACGGAGGAGCGCGGUGAUAGCGCAAGCUGCGUGGCGCCGACGACAACGAAGACGGGCCGGCCCAAUGUCAUAACCCCGAGAGUCAAAACACACGUGGACAUAGACGACAGUAACAGCGAAACAAGGAACGCCAGCUACACGCGCGUCAGAACGCAGACUGAAACAGUCCAGCAACCCUGGGCGCCGGGAGGAGGACCGCCGGACCACGCACGAAACGUGGAAGCGUCGUUCUUGUCGCCAAACUUUGGCACAAGCCCGUCCUACCCUGGUUACGUUAAUCAAAAUUUUGUCUGUCCCCCUUACAUGCCCAACUUCCGCCCAGAACUGGCGGCCCCAACAGCAGUGCCAGUUUCUGCCACCGCUUUCCUGGGGCAGACGGCCCAAAUGACGCCUCCAGCUGCACUCCAGAUGGCAUACUAUGGACAAAUGCCGGCAACAAGCCCUCCGCAGAGUGUCGGGCCACCAGCUUCGCUACCUGCUGCUCGCGCACAGAGUUCUUCAGAGCGAGUCACGGCUUGCCCACUAUCAUCCUGCUUCAAGGGGGCCUUCUCGCGACCGGAGGAGAGCUCGGAAGAGCAGCCGAAGAAGCGCGAUUCGCACUGCUGCCACCGCGAGCGAAGACGCAAGCGCGCCCGUUCUCCGCUUCCACCGCCGUCUGUGGGCAGCACCUUCACGGUGGGGUACGUGAUGAACUCGGAGAACGAGCUCAGUCCCGUUCUUAUGCCCUUAAAUGCCACGUGCACACAGUCUCCGCCGAACGAAACCAGAGGCACCCAAUCCGUCGCACCGAGUGCACACUCUGUUUCGUCGCUGGAGUCGGAGAGCGAGGAGGACCCCGUGGCGAAGUUGGAGAAACGAGUUCAGGAGCAGAUGGUAGAAAUUGAGAAGGCCAUCCAGGAGCAAGACGCGAGGUGGGAGCAGAACGAGAUGAGGAAAAGAAAGGAAACCGAAAGAAAGAGGCCGCCAAAGGAGAAGACGGGCAGUGGGGCCAAGCGCAGAGACGGAAAACUGCGCAAUAUCUUCGUCGCGAAGGUGGAAGAUAGCUACAGUCCCGACGAAUGCGACGCCGAGCCUCGGAGUUGGUUCUCGUGGUCACGAACAAGCAAAAGUAGAAAAGGUGUCCAGUUGAGAGUGCCACGGGAGGCACGCCCGGUUAGUUCCAUGGACACGCAUACGGAAGGGAGUUCCGCCAGUCGCGCUUCGUCGAAGGGGAACCUGUCAGAGGGGAGCGAGAAGAUCGCCAUCCCAGGAGUGUCCAGUAGCGAAGCCGUGCCUUCCGGAUUCACGUGGGCGACGCGCCGAAAGAAGCAUAUACGGUCUAGUCGGUGCGGCAGUCCUGGCAGUGAAGCCGCACCUGCCGGCUUCGCGUGCGUGACGCAGCGGAAAAAGCCUACUCAGUAUAGUUCGCGCGGUAGUCCUGACAGAGAACCCAUGUCUCCUGACGCCACGUUGGAGACGCGCCGAAAGAAGGCUGCUCAGCCUAGCCCGCGCGGCAGUCCUAACAGAGAAGCCGAACCUGAACCUGGCUUCGCGUGGGAGGCGCACCAAAAAAAGUCCAGCCAGCCUAGCCCGCGCGGAAGUACCGCCCGAAAGGUCUCCUACACAGACAAGCGCAGCCAUGGUGGGUCCCCACCUCGAGCAUCCGCAAAGAGAGCACCCAGCCCCGAACACAGCGGCAGGUCAAGUCCAUUGACGGAUAGACGACAGCGGAGACAUCACUCGGAGGAGCGCAGCACGCCGUCGCCGGACAUUGUGCUCAGCGGCGCCGAAGCAGACACCGACACAGACAGCGCCCUCCUGGCAAAGAUAAGGGUCGGUUUCCCUGGAGCCCGGAGAACGCAGAGGCGUUGGUCUCGAACGGAGAUGCACCGCUCCACUUCCUACGACACGGCGGCAUCGUCCCUGGCUCCUUCGUCGACCGCUGAGAGGCGCGUCCGUUCCGCGGGACGGCUUCCGCGGGAAAAGUCAAGGAAGCCGUCCCGCGACACGGUCAGCGAAGUCCCCCCGUCGUCAUGUUGGCAGUCCGUGUGCAACCUUUUCGGAGGACCAGAAGAGCAACCGUCUUCCGAGAAGGCGGCUCGCGCAAAGAAGUCCAAGAGCUGCUGCAGUUCCGUGUGUGACCUGUGCAGGUCCUGGUGUGACGAAGCGCCCCGACCGUACAAGAAAUCGUCGCGUCGGAGAAGGUCGCCAGAUGUCGUUGCACCAUUACCGCCUCCGCCUGUGAUGCCACCGCCACCUAUCGGCUAUCCUCCGCUGCCACCGAAGCCAAAGUUCCGACGGCGGAACAGCAGCUAUGAAGACGUAGCCGAGAAAAGCCAAGAAGAAGAGGCAAAGCCUGCCUCUGGAGGAAGCAUACUUUCAAAUAUCUGCAACUGGUUCUCCUCGCGGAGCGGAGACAAGCAGGACGAAGGCGAAAUGGGACGCAAGGACACGAGACUGGACAACCAAGGCAGCAGUUUUCAGGUCUGGUUAGCGAAAAAAGAGCGCGCCCUCAAGAGAGACGAGUACAAGCUCAGAGGACCACACGGGCUUUCGGCCACACAGUCCUCGGCCUCACAGUCGCGAGAGCACUCAGCCACCCGAUCCCGAGAGCCCCCGCCAGUGCAAGCCUCGCCGAUGCCACAGGAGCUGUAUUUCGAGGAGGAAGGUGGCCCUCGGUGGGUUAUUAAAUACUCUCCUUCUAAUUCUGCGUCGCCUGCGCAACUGGCGGUAGAUGGACCUGGCGCACCUGGCCAGCGCAAGUCCGCGAGCUCGCGCGAGAGAACGCCUCCGGUCUUGAGUGUCCAGCAGUCACCGGCAGGCGCCGGUGAAACGAACUGGUCAGUCCAGUACUUGUACGGCCCCAGCGGUUCUAAACAAGCAACGGCCGCACAGUUAAUCUCGCGGCCGCCGACGAGAAUGCCCACGCCACCUUCUGUGGCCGUAGGCUUGCAAGGAAGCUGUGGGCCACCCGGCGCGGGACAAGGGCAAGCAAUGGCGGCAGGCUUCGGUAGACCACCCUCGCACGGAUUCAACAAUACGCCCGACUGGUCUAUACGCAUAACGCAAGGUCGCGAGCACUCUUCGUCGUCGCGUGCCUCAGUCCGCUCCAAGGGCCCCGGAAAACACAGUCCUUCGGCCGGGUCGAAAGAAGCUCCACCCGAGAUGCAACCGUCCUUCGUCUUGCGGCUCGUUGAACCACGUCCACGAAGCCGAGGCAGUUCAGCCAAGUCGCUGGAACACACCCCGGAUAAGAAGAAGAGCGAGGUGUCUUUCAAGGACAAGCCAGAGACAAAUGCCGUUGCACCGCCAGCAGAGCCGGCAGGUGCGAAGUCCGAGAAGACGGAGCCUCCUCCUCCUCCGGCAGCCGAUGCUGGGAAAGCGCAGCUGUCGCCUCCUAUCGCCUAUGCUGGGAAAGCGCAGCUGUCGCCUCCUAUCGCCGCCGCACCGCGCGUGCUCCACACGGAGGAGUCGUUCAAGCACGAAUUCUACGAGGAGAUGGACGAACGCGGCAGGGCGGCGACCAUGGCCCCGGCGGUCAUUCGGCCCGGCGGGAGCUCUGCGCAAGAGGCCGCGCAGUCGGCCGCCCUGCAGAUGGCUGCAUUCGAUGCGCUCCUCUCGCGCGGCGCCGUACCGCCGAAGACGCCCGAGGGCGCCACCGAGGCCCCGAAGAAGCCCAGCUCCGGAAGUGCGCCCAGCAAAGAAGAGAAGAAACUUCCGGAAACGCCGAUGGAAACCUCACCGGAGAAGCAGGGUCUAGUCGGCGCCUCGGCGGCCCUGCAGUCGUCGCAGUCCGAGCCGGCGCGCAACAAGGCCAAGGGACCCGAGGCCCCCAAGCCCGGCGGCAGGAAGGCGUCGCUGUCACCCGGCGAGCCGGCGCACACCAACUACGUGCUGGAGAUGAAGCGGCAGCGUGAGCCGUACUGGAGUGACCCCUUGUCGUACAAGUGUCCCAGCGUGCAGGAGGUGGCCGGCUACGCCAUCAUCACGGCCGUGCUCCUGCUGGGUCUGGUGUUGCUCGUGUCCGUGCCCAGGAUGCGCUCGCAAGACGUUGGCGCAUACUGAAAACGUGUUUCUGGUCUGCCUUGCAGCUCUGAAUGUCCAGCAGUGACAUUAUGCGGCGACUCCCAUCAUCUCCAUCUCUGCUGUUACAUGCUUUGUUCACUUCCUCUCGCAAUAAAGCCAGGUUCGAUCAGGCUCACCAAAAUUAUAAC